This is a messenger RNA of Ctenopharyngodon idella (grass carp), 2233 nucleotides long. It is a transcript of the gene wdr25, whose product is annotated as WD repeat domain 25. Gene Ontology annotation, molecular function: protein binding. The transcript is spliced from 7 exons. NCBI's taxonomy places the organism in Eukaryota, Metazoa, Chordata, Actinopteri, Cypriniformes, Xenocyprididae. The record is from RefSeq and is a predicted model, not a curated record. Bases 344 to 1630 code for a protein of 428 amino acids.
UAACAGUUAAUUUAAAUGAGGCAGCUGACACUUUUAGUCGUACUCUGUUUUACUCAGAUAACGGUAAUGGAUAAAAGCUUUUUAUUAAAAACGAGACUCUUAUCUUGUCUCUAAGUUCCUCACUCGCUCUUCCGGAGUUUCGCUGUCUGAUAUUUCAAAUUAAACACCGCGCGACAGACACGAAUAUUCAUCAUAUAAACAAGAAUAUACCGACCCUCUGUAUAGUUAUACAAACGGGUUUAAACGGAUACACAAAUGCUUAUAUUAUGAUUUGGCGGACAGAUGAUGUUGAUGUCAGUUACUCGUCGUUUAAUACACAUGUGGUGGUUUGUGAGUGAUCAUCAUGGCUUCACUGGUGGAUUAUGAGGAUUCUGACAGUGAUCCGGAUCAAGAACGUCUGUCUGCUGCUCCUCAGCCUCAUCUGGAGCUUUAUAAUGAUGAAGCCCUCACCAUGAGCUCCUCAUCAUCAUCUUCAUCAUCAGCAGCAGCUCAGAGCUCAUCCGGCUGCAUGAAGAGAGCGCAGCUGCAGCCGGCCGCAGUCAGGCCGUAUAUUCCUAAAAGACAGCGCAUGUCCACUGCAGCGGUCCAGACACCGGAGACACAGGACACACGUCCAUCCGCUGGAGCUCAUCUGCUGUCCGAGGUGUCGGAGAGAGUCCGGCCGUUCCUGGGACGUAAGCACGGACGGGCCGAGCUGCCCCGACGACUGCAGUGUUGCGUUCAGGCCCAUCAGGGUCCAGUGAACACCCUGCAGUGGAGUCCAGUGGAUCAUCUCAGUCAUCUGCUGCUCUCUGCGUCCAUGGACAAGACCUGCAAGGUGUGGGACGGUGUUGGCGGUGGGCGGUGCUUACAGACUUACUCCGCCCACCGCGGCGCGGUGCGUGAUGCGUGUUGGCUGGCGUGCGGGCGACGCCUCCUCUCAGGCUCGUUUGACGGAACGGCGGCGCUCACUGACGUGGAGACGGGUCAGACCAUCGCUCAGAUGGAGAACGGCUUUAAGGUGACCUGCGUCGCCCCGCGACCUUCCGACCCCGACGUGUUCCUGAGUGGCGGCUUCAGUUCAGAGGUCAAAGCCUGGGACGCCCGCUGCCGUAAGGUGCUGCACGUGUAUAAAGCUGCAGUUCAGCAGACGCUGGACGUCUUGUUUCUGAGCGGCGGCCGAGAGUUCGUGAGCAGCACCGACGCCGUCAGUCGAGACUCGGCCGAGCGAACGCUUAUCGCCUGGGACUUUGAGACGACCGCCAAACUCUCCAACCAGAUAUUCCACGAGCGCUACACCUGUCCGAGUCUGAGCGCUCACCCGCUGGACGACAGCUUCAUCGCUCAGACCAACGGCGGCUACAUCGCCCUGUUCUCCUCCCAGCGGCCGUACCGCAUGAACAAGAGACGCAGAUACGAGGGACACAAGGUGGAGGGUUUCGCGGUGCAUUGUGGGUUCUCCGCAGACGGAAGCGUACUGGUCUCUGGUAGUUCUACAGGUUCUGUGCACUUCUACGACUAUCAGAGCUCACGGAGCCUGAAGACGCUGGACGCUCAUGAACACGCGUGUGUGUGCGCCGCGAUCCAUCCCGUGAUCUCCGCCGUCACAGCCACCUGUGAUUGGACGGGAGAGAUCAAGAUAUGGACCUGAUCCUUCAUCUGCCAAAGAGCUUUAUAAUUAUGUGACAUGAAUCAUUUCCUUUUAAUGCUUUUAGUGUUUCAAUAUGAAGAUUUGAAAAACAUGACGUUAAACAGCAGAAUCCACUGAAUGAAAAAUACUUUUGUUAAUCUUAGUUAAUCUCUAAUUUACUCAUCAAUUCACACUAAGAAACGACAUUAAAACAAGUCCAUCAUUAAAGUUUAUUUAGUAAAGAAAAAUGCAGCAGAUAUAUGGAAACAUGCGUCAAGAAACAGUUUUCUAUGAAAAUGAAUUUCAUGUCAAUUCCUUUUUUAUCUUGUAGAUAAAAACAGUGUUUGUUUGAAGAGCUUCAGCAUCGCACCUGAAUAAUGUCGUAUGAUCUGCUGCAUGAUCCUGAAGAUGAAAUAUGAACACAUAUUUACAGUUAAACCAUUUUCAAACACAGGAGCUGCUUUAGUAAACAAAAAAUGGUAAAGAUAUAUAUUUAUUGUAUAAGAACAAUUUGGUGAUUAAUUUAAUUGUGUAUGGAAAGUACCAUAUACACAAACAGAAAUGGGCAAAAAGUAAACCUAAGAAAUGCAAGAAAUAAAAAAAGCAAAUGAAAGUAUAAAAUAC